AUGAACUUCCCAGGCUCUUCAGGCCUCCCGGGCCAAGGACCGGCGCCGGACCCGAACGAGGAGCAGAUGAAGAAGUUGAAAUCUCUUGGUGAAUCAUGUGCAGCAAAAACGGUCAUGUCUGGUGUCGCCGGUCUAGGUCUCGGUGCCGUCUUUGGACUUUUUAUGGCUUCGGUACGCAGUCUCACCAUCCAACCCUCCCUGAAUCUCGGUUCGACCUACCUGGCAGGGAAGAACGAACGACUUGACUUUUGGAAACUAACCACUCCGGGUGAUUACGCAACAAAACAGAUGGCCUAUGACACGCCCUUCCACCACCCGACGCCUGAUGCCGCCAAGGCCCCGGCCCCAAAACCCCCCUAUGCCGCCGGCACGGGCAUCGUGCUGCCGCGUGGCAACUAUGGCCCGCCUACGGCCACGACGACGCCUCCACCCAUGUCAUCGCUACCGAUGCGCACACAGAUCGCGGCCGGAUUCCGCGACAUGGGCGCGCGGUCCGUCAGCACGGGAAAGAACUUUGGCAAGGUCGGCGCCAUGUUCUCGGGCAUCGAGUGCGGUAUCGAGGGCCUGCGCGCCAAGAACGAUGCCGGCAACGGCGUCGCCGCCGGUUGCGUCACGGGCGCCAUCCUUGCCAGGAACGGCGGGCCGCAGGCUGCCGCCAUCGGUUGCGCCGGUUUCGCGGCUUUUAGUGCAGCUAUCGAGAUGUGGUUGAGGAGUCCCAAGGACGAGUGA
Messenger RNA from Pyricularia pennisetigena, 729 nucleotides. RefSeq lists its product as uncharacterized. The record is from RefSeq and is a predicted model, not a curated record. Gene Ontology annotation, cellular component: TIM22 mitochondrial import inner membrane insertion complex. Gene Ontology annotation, molecular function: transmembrane protein transporter activity. Bases 1 to 729 code for a protein of 242 amino acids. The transcript is spliced from 2 exons. Gene Ontology annotation, biological process: protein insertion into mitochondrial inner membrane. Lineage: Eukaryota; Fungi; Ascomycota; Sordariomycetes; Magnaporthales; Pyriculariaceae.